Messenger RNA from Trichoderma gamsii, 2829 nucleotides. RefSeq lists its product as hypothetical. Gene Ontology annotation, cellular component: MutLalpha complex. Gene Ontology annotation, biological process: mismatch repair. Lineage: Eukaryota; Fungi; Ascomycota; Sordariomycetes; Hypocreales; Hypocreaceae. The coding region runs from base 1 to 2829 and encodes 942 amino acids. The record is from RefSeq and is a predicted model, not a curated record. The transcript has a single exon. Gene Ontology annotation, molecular function: ATP binding; ATP-dependent DNA damage sensor activity; mismatched DNA binding.
AUGCCAAUAUCAGCGCUUCCCCAGUCCACUGUUCGAAACCUAGGCUCCUCAGUUACCAUAACCACUCCUUGCGACCUGGUCAAAGAGCUCAUUGACAAUGCCAUCGAUGCCGGAGCCAGCUAUAUUGAAGUUGCAGUCUCUUCCAACUAUCUCGAUACGAUUCGAGUCCGAGACGAUGGCCAUGGAAUCGACAUCGACGACUUUGACGCCCUGGGUCGGCGAGCUCGUACGAGCAAAUUGAAAGCAUUCAGUGAGCUUGGAUCGAGAGUUAGAGAAACACUCGGCUUUCGCGGCGAAGCACUUGCAGCGAUGAAUACGUUCGCUGCCGUCUCCAUCACCACUCGGACACCGAAAGAUGUGGUAGCGACUCGUUUCCAGCUCAAGCGCGCUGUUGGAGGAGCGGAGAAUAGAUCCCCUGUGUCAGCUCCCGUUGGGACGACCGUACAAGUUACGAAGCUCUUUGAUACACUGCCCGCCAGAAAGCAAUAUUCUUUGAAGAACAGCGCCAAGUACAUCAAAUCUACCAAAGAGCUCUUGAAAGCAUACGUGCUAGCUCGGCCUGAUCUCAAGUUAUCAUUCAAAGUACUCAGCGAGACUACCGGCAGCUGGUCAUACGCUCCAGCCUCUGCGACAGAUAUCAAUGAGGCUGCUCUACAGAUAUUCGGAAAGCCUUUGGCCAGCAGCUGUAUCCAUGUGUCUCGUAACUCCGCAUGCGAUCAAGCCGAAUUCCCCCAAGAUAGUCAACAGAUCGCCGAAGAUUUUAUACUGGAAGCUUUUAUGCCAAAGCCCGGGUUUGACGUCCAUGCCGUCAAAAGCAAAGGCCUCUACUUAUCAGUCGACUCAAGACCACUCGCAGCUACUUGUGGCAUAGCCAAGCUAAUUACAGCCAUUUUCAAGAGCCAUUUAAACAGAGUCACAGGCAGCACAGAAUCUGGUAUCAGCAUACCCAAUCCGUUUUUGCGGCUCAAUAUUCGCUGUCCAGCCCAUAGUUACGAUGCGAACGUUGCGCCGCUGAAAGACGAAGUUUUGUUUGGAGAUGAAAAAAAGAUUAUUGCUUGUUUUACAAGACUAUGUCAGAGAAUCUACUCCGAGCGAUAUAUGGACCACUCAUUUUUAACCCCGAAGCCGUCAAAGCCCGAACAGAAGUUGGGGAACUCGAUGGUGCACACUGAGGACAGUGAGGAUUUAUACGCUGCGGAAGAUCUGAACCCAUUUCAGAGUACAUCACUAGGAGACCAUACAGCUGCUCAAGCCACCACAUCGCUGCCUUUACCUCGUGAGCUGGAUUCUCAAAGUGGAGUAUCGCUAACUAGGAUGAGGACAUCGAAGAUUGUCAAUAUGUCUCGUACCAGCAGCAAUUCUACUGACGAGGACAGUACUAUCAACAGCGUUGAUAUACAAGUGCCUCUUGCACUCUUGACUGCAGUUCAAAUCCCACCUAGACAGAAGCCGCAAGUCUCCAAAAUUUCUGCCUCAGAGAACAUUGAACGAUAUCUACUCCCGCGGAAGGAUCAAGAGUUUCGGAUUGCAACUGAUGAGACAGCAACCCAGACAAACUGCUUGCAGAGAAAUAUCCCAGAAUCACCUCCCGGUAUAUUUGACCGUAUGCCUUUGCAGCCCUUGACUGAAUCCAUGUUAAAUGCGAUGAAUGGUCAAUCAGAGUCAGAAUCAGAUGUGUCUAGUACAGAGCUCGAGACCUCAACAUUGGAUGACGAUAUAGAGAUGACAAACAACGUCAAUCCCAGAGAAGGGAGAGCCCAGCGAGCUUCACUCGUUCCUACUCUACCUUCGCUGGAUCAAGAACACUCGGCGUUUCACUCUCCACGACAACCAAGAAAUAUUCCAGAAUGGCCAACACCUCCUUCAUCUAACUUUUUACGAAAUGAGAGAUCCUCCAAUCCCCCGUUUAGACCUCCGGGGAGAUCUUCUCAGAGAGAAAGCCCUACAGGAAAUAUCGCAGUGCGACCUCAGCUCAGAGCUCCGCCAACCGGCAGACUAAUAGCUUUUCCAUUGCCAGGAGAGAAUCGCAACCGGCGGCGAGCAACACAUGACCAGACAAGUGAACGAGGAGGUGACACGCCGAGAGCUAACCCGAGAGAUAACCGACCUCAGUCAUACUUCCAAGGAGUUCAAGGGCUGAAUCGACGGGAAGACAGCAUGAAUAAUACUUUUGAAUGGGCAUCACAACCGGAUACCAGCCGGCAAAAUGCUUCACAGCCGUCUUUCCUCUCACAUGGGCCCAGUCAUCGCUCUCAUACUAUGCAGGCGCCUGUAGUGGAUAGUCAAUCUCCUGGAAUCAUAUCACGGCCCAGGGUUGCCCAAGAUAGGCCAAACGCACGCGAUAGUUUCCCAGUAACCCCUCAACGAGAUAUUCGCCCAUCAACCAAAGCUUCUGUUUGCGAUAAAGCCCCAAAAAGAGCGCCUCUCGAAGAUAUAGAUGAUGACCUUGAAGAUCCGAGAUUCUAUCUUAUUAAGAGGCAGUGUUCACAAGCGAACCAUGGCAUUGCGAGGCGACUGUCAUCCCGCCGACUUCCCCUCUCAGUGACACCAAGCCAUCUGGCCAUGUAUAACUCCUCAAUCUCUCGUAGGAUCUCUCUGACAAAGGUCAAGACUUUGGCAAAACAAACCUGUCUCCAAGGCUACGAUAUUAUAUCAGACGACAGGGGCAACACAAUAGCUUUUGAAACCAUGGAAGAAGCUGGCAAGAUAGCAUCCCGUCUUCAGCAUGCAGUUGACUCGUGGAAGCAGACACAGAAUCAGACGAUUGAAGUGGAACACAAGCUACGAUCGGCCGCCGAAGGUAAGAAUACCGCACUUACUGACCAAUAA